AUGAGCUCGCGAAAACAGCGUUUAGAUGUUGGUCAAGAAAAGCCUCGUAAACGAAGAUUUGAUAAUGAUUCUGAUAAUUCAUCUGAUGCAAUAAGUAGUGAAGCGUCGAAAAAACGACGUGAAUCACCAUCUUCAUCAAGUAAUCAUCCCUCAGCAUCUUCAACAACGUCGACAACUAGCACAAUAAAACCAUCAUCGAUCGGUGUGGCAAAUUUAAAUCCAUUCACGGGUGCACCAUAUAGUAAUUAUUAUUAUGAAUUAUAUAAGAAACGACGACAGUUACCCGUGUGGGAGUACAAAGAUGCGUUUAUGACAACAUUAGAAAAAAAUCAAGUGACCGUUCUUGUUGGUGAAACGGGUAGUGGAAAAACAACACAAAUUCCUCAAUGGUGUGUUGAUUAUACUAAACGCUUAAAUCUAUCUAGUGGACAACAGAAAAAAAAGGGUGUGGCUUGUACACAACCUCGUCGAGUUGCUGCCAUGUCCGUUGCACAACGUGUCGCCAAUGAAAUGGACGUCAUACUCGGUCAAGAAGUCGGUUAUUCAAUUCGAUUUGAAGAUUGUUCAGGACCAAAAACACUACUAAAAUAUAUGACUGAUGGAAUGUUAUUACGUGAAGCCAUGUCUGAUCCACUGCUAGAGUCUUAUGCGUUUGUUCUACUCGACGAAGCACAUGAACGAACGUUGGCUACGGAUAUUUUAAUGGGAUUGUUGAAAGAAGUUGCUAAACAACGAUCAGAUUUGAAAAUAAUUGUCAUGUCAGCAACGUUAGACGCUGGAAAAUUUCAAGAUUAUUUCGAUAAAGCACCGUUAUUAACCAUACCAGGAAGAACUUUUCCUGUGGAAAUAUUUUAUACUCCAGAACCAGAACGAGAUUAUUUAGAAGCAGCAAUUAGAACUGUACUUCAAAUUCAUAUGAGUGAAGAACAAGAAGGUGAUAUCUUGUUGUUUCUAACUGGUCAAGAAGAAAUUGAAGAUGCAUGUAAACGUAUUCAACGUGAUGUAGAAAAUUUAGGACCAGAAGUAGGUGAAUUAAAAUGUAUCCCAUUAUAUUCGACAUUGCCACCAAAUUUGCAACAACGUAUCUUCGAACCGGCUCCAGCAAAUAAACCCAAUGGAAGUAUUGGACGAAAAAUUGUUGUAUCAACGAAUAUAGCCGAAACAUCAUUGACUAUUGAUGGUGUGGUGUUUGUUAUUGAUCCGGGAUUUUCAAAACAAAAAGUAUAUAAUCCAAGAAUUCGAGUUGAAUCAUUGUUAGUAACACCAAUUUCAAAAGCAAGUGCACAACAACGAGCAGGACGAGCUGGACGUACAAGACCGGGAAAAUGUUUUCGAUUGUAUACAGAAAAAGCGUACAAAAGUGAAAUGCAUGAAAAUACGUAUCCUGAAAUAUUACGUUCGAAUUUGGGCAGUGUAGUAUUACAAUUAAAAAAAUUGGGUAUUGAUGAUCUUGUUCAUUUUGAUUUUAUGGAUCCACCAGCACCCGAAACACUCAUGAGAGCAUUGGAAUUAUUAAAUUAUUUAGCAGCACUAGAUGAUGAAGGGGAAUUGACAGAAUUAGGUUCAAUGAUGGCUGAAUUUCCACUAGAUCCUCAAUUGGCUAAAAUGGUUAUUGCCUCAUGUGAUUAUUCAUGUUCCAAUGAAAUUCUUUCACUUACGUCAAUGUUAUCUGUUCCACAAUGUUUCGUACGACCAAAUGAUGUUCGUAAACAAGCCGAUGAAUGUAAAUCACGUUUUGCACAUGUUGAUGGUGAUCAUUUGACAAUGUUAAAUGUUUACCAUGCAUUCAAACAAAAUCAUGAAGAUCCAAAUUGGUGUUAUGAAAAUUUUGUUAAUUUUCGUUCAUUAAAAUCAGCUGAUAGUGUAAGAACUCAAUUGGGUAGAAUUAUGGAUCGUUUUAAUUUAAAAAGAUCGUCAACAGAAUUUACAUCACAAGAUUAUUAUUUGAAUAUACGAAAAGCGUUAGUUAGCGGAUUUUUUAUGCAGAUUGCACAUUUAGAAAAGACUGGCCAUUAUUUAACAAUUAAAGAUAAUCAAAUAGUACAAUUACAUCCGGCCACAGUUUUAGAUCAUAAACCAGAAUGGGUAUUGUACAAUGAAUUCGUAUUGACAACUAAAAAUUAUAUUCGUACAGUGACAGAUAUUAAACCCGAUUGGUUGUUAACCAUUUCUCCACAAUAUUAUGAACUCAAUUCAUUACCAGAUGGCGAAGCUAAAAGACAAUUAUUUCGAAUAUCUCAACGAAUGGAAAAUAAAAAACAAACCAAAAAUAAUUAA
This is a messenger RNA of Didymodactylos carnosus, 2277 nucleotides long. The record is from the annotation of a GenBank genome assembly. Lineage: Eukaryota; Metazoa; Rotifera; Eurotatoria; Philodinida; Philodinidae.